GCGGGCGCAGUCCGCGCCGAGCCGCACGCUGCGCGCGCGUAUCCAGUUCACGGCCGCUCUAUUACCGUCCGGCUAUUUCGGCGCAGUACACUAGUGUUCAGUUUCGCGCAGGUGUCCCGCCAUGCGCGCGCGCUGAGCAUGGAGCGCCGCUGCCGGCGCGCCGACGCGCCCGACCCCAUGAAGGUGCGCCGCCGCGAGAAGCCGCGCGAGCGGUGGCUGCUAACCCGGAAAACAUGGAAGUAUAUGAGCGAUGCUGGCCGGAGACUCGUCCCGGAUGGAGCUCAGAACCGCCCGGAAGACGUGCCGAGAAUCGAGGCGUACUUCCAGGAGGUGUGCGCGAAGGAACCCAGGUUUCUCCUAUGGAGGAAAAGCUCGUAUCCAGGAGCGCUGCCCAAGCCGCGGCGAAAGAAGCGCCCGCGAGGUGGCUCGGUACGCUGCCGGUCUCCAUCCGACGAUUUACCCACGCCGGCACGCCCCACCGAGCUGUUCAUCCCUCACACUUCCGGCGGACGAUUCGAUAUCGCGAAAUUACGGCGGGACUUCUUCGCGUCCCCUUCUCCAUCGACUUCCGCGGUGCCGGUCGUCCCGACGGUCGACCCCAAGAAGCUAGACGAGGAGGACGAGAGCUCUUUAGUUGAUUUGCUGCGCAAGUACCUGAAACUAGAAGAAGACAAGGGCCCGUCGCGGCUCUCGGAUUCAGAAGAGUUAGUUAAGACUUUGAGGAGAUAUCUUAAGCGGCAUUCGGAGAACAUCCCCGCUGACUCCGACGGGGAUCCCUCUCAGCGCUCGCUGUUAGAGAACCUCAGUAGAUACUACUGCAGGUCGCCGAACAGGGACCAUAUAGUGCAGGAUCUGUUGACCGACAGGAAUCUGUUAAAAAGACUGUAUCAUGAUCUUCGUAAAACUAAGCCUUAUAGAGGCGGUAGGAACGGUGGCGGCGGCUACGGGCCGGGCGGGAGUGGGUUUGGUGCGCGUGGUGCUUUGCGUGGGACUGGGACUGGUAGGACUGAGAUUCCGUCGCGUUUGGGAAAAGUGGGUUAUGAUAGCGAUUACGAUGUGCGUUCUCCGCCGAUGUCGCCGCCGCCGCUCAUCGAAGUGUUUAGCGAAUCUUUGGAAGAUAAGAUGGUGGAUUGCGGUACGCAGACGUACCCAAUUCCUGAGGAGGUUUUGGUGGCGUUGGAGCGUGAUUUUAGAGAUCGGCAGGAAGCGGCGACAACGCCGACAAGUCCGACAAGUCCUCCACCUGAGAGGAAGCAGACACGGCGUCGCUCCAGCGUUGAUCACGACGACGUUUCUCAAUCGGUUAGCGACAAGCUUAAACGUUACUUGAAAAUGGCUCGUAAAAAGAGUGUAGACGCCGACAAAGCCGAUCGUUUCAAGCGUAUAAACUACGAUAAAAACCUGCGUAACAUUAAACCUAAGUCCCCUGGCGAGGUAGACGAUGACGGUCCUAACAAAGGUUGUCAAACGGAGGAUGCGUGGAUAUUAACCUACCGUGAUUUGCAAUUCGCGUCUGUCGCGUCGACGCCGACGUCCCCGCCGACGACUCACGGUUUCUUGUCGACGCUGCUAGGCCGCAGCGCGCCUACAGUGGCCGGUCCCGCAGGUGGUAUGCAGAAGUCGCGUUCGAGCAGCAGCGUGGUGCAGAGCGUGAGCAAGCGGCUGUGGCGGACGCGGAGUCGGUCGUCGAGCCGCGUCGCCGUCGCGGCGUGGACGCCUCAGGGCAGCUGUUCGUGGGCCGACGGCGCCGGGCGCUCGGUGCGGCUCACCGACACCUCCCUGCUCACGCUGAGCGAGGUUGAGCGACGGGCGCUACAGCAAGCUGCCUUAGCGAGGCUACAACAGCUGAAUAUAGGCACCAAUAUCAAGAUACCUGAAGAGAAUGCCGUGGCCACGACGACCAAGCCCAAGCGGAGGGCGUACCUGCUGAAGCGGAAAGCGCUCACCACCGGCUUCUUUGACCAGAAGAAUGCCGACAAGGAUAAAGAGUCGUCUACGGGCAGCGUGUUCGGCGUGUCGUUAGCGCAGUGCGUGGAAGCAGAGAGGGCGCUGCGGCGGCAGCAGCACGGAGGCUCCCGGGCGUCGUUAGCUUCCUUAGGAGCCCUUGAAAAGGGGGACGAUAGUGAAUCCUGCGAUUCCGGCGAAUGGGGUUGGUCAGGCCUUGAAGAGGCGGGAUGCGGGGGGCCGAAGAUCCCCGGCCUCGUGUCGGCCUGCCUGGCGCAUCUGCGGCGGCACGGCCUCAGGACCAUUGGUCUCUUCCGAGUGUCAGCCUCCAAAAAGAGGGUUAGACAGCUCCGUGAAGAGUGGGAGAGAGGGCAAGAAGCGGCGUUAGACGCGGCAGUGUGUCCACACGACGUCGCAACUUUACUAAAGGAAUUCCUGCGGGACCUGCCGGAUCCACUGCUCUGCAGGGACUUGUACUCUGCCUUCUUGUGUACUCAAAAAAUCCGCAACCGUCGGCUCCAAUGGGAAGCCCUCAAGCUAAUAGUCCAGCUACUUCCCGCAGCGCACAGGGACACUUUAAACGCAUUGCUGUCUUUUCUGUCGCAACUGGCUACGCAUUCUGAGGACGACAGACAGCCUGGCAACAAGAUGGAUGCCGCGAAUCUGGCCACCAUCUUUGCGCCGAAUAUACUGCAUAAUAAUAAGCCUAAUGAGGCCGCUAGUGCGGAACAGCUAUCGGAGCGGGUAGAUGUUAUCAAUGUGGUCCGACAACUAAUUGAGAGACAGGGAGAGUUGUGGACGUUGCCAGCCGAGUUGCUACAUGAAGCCUACAUCCAUCUAGCGCACAUGGCUCCAGCACAUUUGGACUCUUUGCUGCUGCGGAGAUCAGAAUGCGCGGCGGAAGCCAAGGAGUCGCUGGCGGACAGCGCGGCGCGGCGCGUGUGGUCGCGGGAACAGUUCCUGCACGGCGCCGCUGCUACCGGCGGACCUAACAUUGGAACGCCCAGUGAGAAGACGUACUCGCGCAGUCGACGGACGCGUGAAACUGCGUCGGACACAUCCUCGGGCUCCAUCUCGUCUGCUAUGACUAUUAUGACAAGAGUCAGAAGCAGUGCGGAAGAGUGCGGCAGCAGCGGCGUCAUGUGUCUCCCUUCCACCGCGCGGAGCGAAUCCGCGCCGGAUUCUAAUGACUCCGCCAGUGACUAUAACGAGACGCUGGGCGGAUCGGAUGAUGACAACUACGUGAUAACUGCAUCAUUGCAUAUCCCGGCCGCGUUCCCCUCCCCCGCGGGGGGCGGCGGAGGGGGAGGGGUAGGGGGCGGGGGGACGCACUCCCCGCGCCCCGCCGCCCCGCCCCGCCGCCGCUCCACCUCCGGCUCUGAAUCUUCAGCCAAGCGCGACUCGGCAGUGGGCUCAUCGCCAGCCUCAGCAUCGAGCGCGUCAUCACCGCCCGCGUCGCCGCCGCCGUACGCGCUGCGCGUCACAUUGACGUCCACGGGAGAAUUAAGAAGGCCGGCGGAUAUCGACCGACUUAUGUCGCUAGGAAGAGAACGCAACACAUCAGACGCACGAGCCGUCGUCCUCCGUCAACACGACGAAACCACCACCCACCAUGCCGUCACGCGAACACGCGAACCAGAGACUCAUUCUCACAAAGAAAACAAAAGAAGGCCAGAGGAACGAAGAGAAGAGAGGAGGGUAGAAGUUAAGCAGGAAAAGAAGGAAGGCACGCUCUAUAAGAGAGGGGAGCUGAUUUCGAGCGCUCGGUCGCCCCGGUCGCCGACAUGACAUAUUAUAUACGUGUUUUUAUACAUAAACGUCUAUUUAUCAUAA
This is a messenger RNA of Cydia strobilella, 3777 nucleotides long. RefSeq lists its product as uncharacterized. The transcript is spliced from 14 exons. Gene Ontology annotation, biological process: signal transduction. Bases 139 to 3732 code for a protein of 1197 amino acids. The record is from RefSeq and is a predicted model, not a curated record. NCBI's taxonomy places the organism in Eukaryota, Metazoa, Arthropoda, Insecta, Lepidoptera, Tortricidae.